Molecule: messenger RNA, 3047 nt
Organism: Dissoconium aciculare CBS 342.82
Lineage: Eukaryota; Fungi; Ascomycota; Dothideomycetes; Mycosphaerellales; Dissoconiaceae
Exons: 3
Coding region: 215-2944 (909 amino acids)
Molecular function (GO): ATP binding; ATP hydrolysis activity
Source: RefSeq, a predicted model, not a curated record
ACCUCCAUCUUACUUUUGUCUCACCUUCGCACCCUGGAACUCGUCACACGAUUCACAGCAUCUCAACGUCACGCCAUCGUCGCUUUGGUCUCGAAGGGCUAGCGCAUGUCGCGGGCUUAUAAUAAUUGUCCUCAUUUCCAGGAACUCGGACGAUCUCGUCUACACUCCAGAAUCUUCGCCAUCAGAGACAGGCGGACAGGAUCGAGCCUCUGAUAUGUCAACUCUUUUGACCAAUGUCGCCAUGGAGUCGACCUCAGGCGCUUUGAUGGAUAAGGAAGAUUCAAACUCUUCAAUAGACGCUUCAAAUCCUACGACUACAAUUCCUGAGCAAAGUAAACAAUCGCUCAAGAAUCCCGGCGGUUCAAAAGAGUGUCUCGGGAAAAGCCAUAAAAAGUCCAAACCGAAGCACAAGAGUUUGAGUGCUCGUAAGGACAAAAAGAAAGGCAAAAAGGUCAAAAGCCGCGUCCUGAGCUCCGAAAGCGACAGUAGCGACAGCGACUCGAGCGAUUCUUCGUCGGAUAGCGAUUCUUCUUCCUCAGAGGAUGAUCGCAAGAAGAAAAAGGCCUCUCGCAAAGCCAAGAAUUCGCGCAAACUCAAGGAUUCGUCUCAGAGCGAAGAAAGCGAGGCGGUCGAGGCAACCGAGACAACCGAUGGGAUGGACGCCAUAGAAACCCAGCUGACGGAUAUCGCCAUGAAAGUUUCUGAGAUGAUGAAGAAGUCAUUGCGUCGAUCAUCAACAUCCUCGAGUUCGUCAGCCACAAAAGGUUCCCGACGCAAGGGCUCCUCGGAACACUCCAAGAAAUCCAGCCACAAAGCCGACGGCCUCAAAUACAAGCGCGUCGAUCAGAUUUGGGAUUCGACGAUCCACAAUUUCGCGUUGAAAGAAAGUGCUGAGGACGAUGACGGCGAGUUCGCAGAAUUCGCUUUUCUCGUGCGGCGAGUAUUCGAUUAUAAGAAUCAAUACACUGAAACCGUCAUCGACAUCAAGGCGAAACAACUGCGGCUUGCAUUGCAGGAGGUCCUAAAAGAAUGCAAAAGCAUCAGCCUUGAAACAGAAGAACCUAGCGUUGAUCCGAAUGUCCUCUUCCUAUACCUAGAAGAUCUCCGCAAGUAUUACAAGAAAACUCUCAAGGCCAAGAUCAAACGGGAGAAGAAGAAGAAGAUCAUCAAACGACUCGAACAGCAAAGAGCGCUCGUCAAGUCAUUGGUCGGCUUUAUUGACGAGGACUACGAAAAGGUCAAGAAGACUUUGUUUCCUCUACUGGCGGCUGGCAACAUCACCUACGAUCUUCUCUGGGCUCUCUUCAGGCCAAACGACAUUGCCAUCACUUCGACUUAUGGUCAUUGGGACGAACCUCGCUGCUUUAAAAUCGACUUUGCUACCAAGCUUUCAUCUAUGAUGAAAGGAAAUUGGUACUGCAUAGAAGGCAAGUAUUUGGAAUACGAUGGCAAGAACUUUGGUUACGGCGAUUUCCAGAUUGAUGUAGAGAGCUUCAAAGGACCUCGUAAGAUCACAAGUCUCGCGACGUAUCCUCUGAAAUACCACAAGGAUCCAGAAGGUGUCCAAAAGAAAAUCAUCGAGCGAGGUGAGAAAUUCGUGGCAAUGUCCGGUAUGCACUACAAAUUUCACAAGGGCCUUGCCUUCAUGAAGAAGAAGAAGCAGGUGCUCAAGAUCAACAUCAACAGCCGGGUGAUGGUUGACCCCGCAACCUUCCGUCGGAUCAAUGCCAAUUAUCCCAUCUCAUUUAUCCAACCGAAAGAGGAAGAGGAGCUCUAUUCAGAUAGCGAGAGUGAGUGUGGAUGUGGUGAGGAUAGUGAUGAUGAAAGUGCACAGAGCGACCACGGACUGGAGGAGCUCGAUGGCGAUGAGGACGCUGCUGCGGCGCGCAAGUACAAGUACAAAUGGACCACAGACAAGGACGGCGAAGAGCAUUACGUCGCUGUCGAAGUAGAUGAAAAUGGCGAACCUGUCCUUAACCAGGACGUGGAAUUGCUGGCCGGACAGUCCGACGGUCAGAAGCCUCAAUUCAGUAAGGAGCAGCUACUGCUUACCUCCUCAGUCGUGCUGGGUUUCGCCUUCGCAGAGAAAUAUUGGCUGGAAUUUACCCUCUCCGGCAUCCAUGAGAUCACUUACAACGAUAAAGCGUUCGAGUCGCUGGUACUUCCGCCUGACCAGAAGAAGACGAUUCAUGCUCUGGUCAACAGCCACAAGUUUCACGGUACCAAGACCAUCGACGAUGUUGUCCAGGGCAAAGGCAAAGGUCUGGUGGCUGUGCUUCACGGUCCUCCUGGAACCGGCAAGACUCUCACUGCAGAAGGUAUUUCAGAGCUGUUGCGCUGCCCACUCUACAUGGUUUCGGCUGGCGAGCUCGGCACAGAUCCUGCACGACUGGAGGCAGAAUUGCAGAAGAUCCUGGACAUUGCACACACGUGGGGCGCGGUGCUACUCCUCGACGAAGCCGAUGUCUUCCUCGAACGGCGUCAAGUCCACGACAUCCAUCGCAAUGCUCUUGUCAGUAUUUUCUUGCGCCUCUUGGAGUAUUUCCAGGGCAUCUUAUUCCUUACAACGAAUCGUGUGGAGACCUUCGAUGAUGCAUUCCAGAGUCGUAUUCACGUGGCACUGAAAUACGGUCAGUUGACAGCCAAGGCCCGGAAGACUGUUUGGAAAAUGUUCAUCGACAUCGUGCGCACGACCGGCGAUAGCGGAGACGGGACGCAAAAGGUUGCAGAAAUCUCGGACGAGCAGUACGAGAUGCUGUCACGCAAACAAUUAAACGGCCGCCAGAUCAAGAAUUCCGUCCGCACCGCACAAGCGCUCGCGCUCAACGAAAACGCUAUCAUGACACUCGAGCACAUUCAUCGCGUUUUGGACGUUGCUGAAAGCUUCGAGCGGGAUCUUAAGGGCGGCUCAGGAUACACCGAAGCCAUGCGAAGCUACACCUGAGCGACAGGCAUGUGGGCUACAGGAAAGCAUACUUCAAAGAGAGUGCUUUGGGUAAAUCUCUUCGAUUGUAUAUUCGGAAAGCUGUGUACUUAUCAAAUUGGGC